Messenger RNA from Rotaria sp. Silwood1, 2385 nucleotides. The record is from the annotation of a GenBank genome assembly. NCBI's taxonomy places the organism in Eukaryota, Metazoa, Rotifera, Eurotatoria, Philodinida, Philodinidae.
AUGUGUCAUGUAGAAAAAAAUGUAUCGCUUCGUAAACUAAAUACAUAUGGUAUUAACGCUGUGGCACGUUAUCUUAUUCGAGUUAAUAAUGAAGAAGAUUUGAUAAAAAUUUUUAAUGAUCCAUAUUUAACAAAUAUUGACCAAAAACUUAUUUUAGGUGGUGGAAGUAAUUUGCUUUUUGUUGAUGAAUAUUUCAAUGGACUCAUCAUUUAUAUGUGUAUAAAGGGUAUUACUAAUCUCAUGAAUAAUGAAGAAAAUAAAAAAGUUAUACUGAGAGUUGGUGCUGGUGAAAAAUGGAUGGAUUUAAUUACUUAUACAAUUCAACAUAAAUAUAAUGGUCUAGAAUAUUUAGUUGGUAUUCCAGGUACUGUUGGUGGUGCACCAAUUCAAAAUAUUAGUGCAUAUGGAGUAGAAUUAAGCAAUGUAUUUCUCGAAUGUCAAGUAUUCGAUAUUCAAAAUAAACGUUUUGUUAUCUUUGAUAAACAUGCAUGUGAUUUUGCCUAUCGUACAAGUAUAUUUAAACGGAAAAAUAAUAAUAACGAUCGUAUGCGCUAUAUUAUUACAUAUGUGACAUUUGAAUUAUCAAAAUCAUUAUCAGAAUCUGUUGAUCUACAAAGUAAAAAUAUUAUUAAGGAUAUCAUACAACGUCGAUCUUUUAAAUUACCUGAUCCAUGGUUACAUGUUGGUAAUGCUGGAAGUUUCUUUGUAAAUCCAAUUAUAACAAAUGAUCAAUAUCAAAAGAUAAAACAACAAGAACAAAAUGAUAUUCCUCAUUAUUUAUUGAGUAAUAAUAAAAUAAAACUUAUAGCUGGUUGGCUCAUUGAGCAAUGUAAUUGGAAAGGUAAAAGUUUACGUACAGCAGGCACAUGGCCUUCACAUGCUAAUAUAUUAAUUAAUAAAGGAUCAAAUCAUGGUUAUGAUUUAUGGACAUUAGCAAAAGAAAUUCGUACAAGUGUAGAAAAACGAUUUGAUAUACGAUUAGAACCAGAAGUUAAUAUUAUUCGAAUAUUUAGACCAAAUAUAACAUCAUCAAAAUUAAUUAUUAGAAAAACUCAUUUAUGGCAAAAUGAAAAUAAAACCAAAACAAUUCAUAUACCAUCAGAUAAAAAUGUUUGUGUUCAUCUACUUUUUGCUGCCAUUAGUUUAAAACAAAAAGUUUCUUUUAAAGAUGGAUUUUUUGACAAUAUUUGUCAUGAUGUAACACGUAUUUUACAAUGGAUUGAUGAAUAUAACAUAGCUGAUCUUUAUUUUCAUAAUCAUCAAUUAUUAAAAAUAAUACCAAAUGAUCAUAAAUUAACAGAUUUAACAUCAGCAUCAUUCAGUCGAGCUAGUAUUGAUAUAGCUGGACAUACUUUAUUAAAAUAUGGUAUUGUAAGUUGUGUUAAACUUGGUGGUUGUCAAUUUACUGAUCGUCCAAUUGAUCUUCAUCUUAAUUUACUUGUUGCACUUGGUGGUCAUAGUGAUGAUGGUGAAACAUUUUAUUUAAAAAAAAAUUGGAAUAAUUGUAAUGAUGAAUUUGAAUUUGAUUGUCGAACUAAAAAUGGUAUAUCAAGUGUUGGUUUAACUAUACAUGCUUUACUUAGUUGUUGUGCACUUCCAAGUCAUAUUCAAUGUAAAUUAACUUAUGUUGCACUUGAAAUAUCUGUACAAACAGUAAUUACACUUGCAUCACAAUAUCGUCCAAUGAUUGUAAAUGAUUCUGAACGUAUAAUUAUUUUUGAAAAAAAUCAUUUAUAUUCAAAACAUGAUCUUGUACUUGAACAUGUACCAAUCGAUCAAAUUUAUUUAUUUACAAUGUGUUCUUUUGCUGCAAUGCUUCAAUUUAAACUUAUAAUUGAUAAUUUUGAAUAUGAUCAAUGUAUAACUGAAUAUUUAAAAUCAUUUAUAUCAAUAACUAUUGAUGAUACUAAUCAAAAUGCUAUAGUUGAUGGAAGAACAAGUUUUAUUCAUAAUCAUAAUGAUACACAUAAAUUAAUUUGUGAUAUCUAUCCAAAUGGAUUACCAACAGAUAUUUCACCUAUAUUAACUGCUUUAUUUAUUGCUCGAAAUAUUUCAUUUGAACUUAUUGAUCAUAUUUAUGAUAAACGUAAUACACAAUGUAAAGAAUUUACUAAAUUUGGUUAUGAAAUAAUUACUAAUGGUAAUCAAAUUCUAUAUGAUAGAAAUAAACAUAAUACAGAACCUUGUAAAGAUUUAUUUGCUCAUGAUAUACGUAGUGGUGUAGCAGUUUUACUACUUGCAUUAUAUCAUGUCAAUACAAAUCAAUGGAAUAAAAAUGAUGAAAUUAUUAUACAUCAAUAUGAACAAAUUCAACGAGGUUAUGGAAACUUAUUGCAUCAAAAAUUAAUUGAAUUUGGUUUUGAUAUUCAAUUUAUUCAAGAAUAA